AUGUCACAGAGGAGUGGGCAGGAGGACCCCGAGCGGUACCUGUUUGUGGACCGGGCUGUCGUGUACAACCCGGCAGCACAGGCAGACUGGACCGCCAAGAGGCUUGUCUGGAUCCCCUCGGAGCGGCACGGCUUUGAGGCCGCGAGCGUCCGCGAAGAGCGAGGAGAUGAAGUGGUGCUGGAGCUCGCGGAGAACGGGAAGAAAGCGGUGGUCAACAAGGACGACAUCCAGAAGAUGAAUCCGCCCAAGUUCACCAAGGUGGAAGACAUGGCUGAACUUACCUGCUUGAACGAGGCGUCUGUGCUUCAUAAUCUCAAAGACCGAUACUACUCCGGCCUCAUUUAUACGUAUUCUGGUCUCUUCUGCGUGGUUAUUAACCCCUACAAAAAUCUGCCCAUCUACUCAGAGAACAUCAUUGAGAUGUACAGGGGCAAGAAGAGGCACGAAAUGCCUCCUCACAUCUAUGCCAUCUCGGAGUCUGCAUAUAGAUGCAUGCUACAAGAUCGAGAAGACCAGUCUAUUCUUUGCACAGGGGAGUCUGGAGCUGGCAAGACAGAAAACACAAAAAAAGUUAUUCAGUACCUGGCACAUGUUGCCUCCUCCCAUAAAGGAAGAAAAGACCACAACAUUCCAGAAUCGCCCAAACCAGUGAAACCACAGGCGCCCAAUGAAAUUGGUGGAUCCCUGUUUUAUGGUGAACUGGAACGUCAGCUCUUACAAGCCAACCCCAUCCUGGAAUCAUUUGGGAACGCGAAGACUGUGAAAAACGACAACUCCUCACGUUUUGGGAAAUUCAUCCGGAUCAACUUUGAUGUCACUGGGUACAUUGUUGGAGCCAACAUUGAAACCUACUUGCUGGAGAAAUCCAGAGCUAUUCGACAAGCCAAAGAAGAGCGAACCUUCCACAUUUUUUACCAGCUUCUGGCAGGAGCAGGCGAGCAUCUCAGAUCUGAGCUGCUUUUGGAAGGCUUCAAUAACUACCGUUUCCUAUCCAACGGCAACAUCCAAAUUCCAGGCCAACAAGAUAAAGACAACUUCCAUGAGACCAUGGAAGCCAUGCACAUAAUGAGUUUUGCUCAUGAUGAGAUAAUGGCCAUGUUGAAGGUGGUGUCCUCAGUGCUUCAGUUUGGUAACAUAGUGUUCAAGAAGGAGAGGAACACUGACCAAGCCUCAAUGCCUGAUAAUACAGCUGCCCAGAAGCUGUGCCACCUGCUUGGUAUGAAUGUCAUGGAGUUUACCAGAGCCAUCCUGUCACCAAGAAUAAAAGUGGGAAGAGACUAUGUCCAGAAAGCACAGACGAAAGAACAGGCUGACUUUGCGGUCGAAGCUCUCGCUAAAGCUACAUAUGAGCGCCUGUUCCGCUGGCUGGUCCAUCGAAUUAACAGAGCUCUGGAUAGAACCAAACGGCAGGGUGCCUCCUUUAUCGGUAUUUUGGACAUCGCUGGUUUUGAGAUUUUCCAGCUGAACUCAUUCGAGCAGAUGUGCAUCAACUACACCAACGAGAAGCUGCAGCAGCUCUUCAACCACACCAUGUUCGUCCUGGAGCAAGAGGAGUAUCAAAGGGAGGGCAUUGAAUGGAGCUUCAUAGACUUUGGCCUGGACCUGCAGCCCUGCAUUGACCUCAUCGAGAGACCGGCUAACCCUCCUGGGGUGUUAGCGCUCCUGGAUGAGGAGUGCUGGUUCCCUAAGGCUACAGACAAGACCUUUGUAGACAAACUGAUCCAGGAGCAGGGCACCCACUCAAAGUUCCAAAGGCCACGCCAACUCAAAGAUAAAGCUGACUUUUGUAUCAUCCACUAUGCCGGCAGGGUUGACUACAAGGCAGAUGAGUGGCUCAUGAAGAACAUGGACCCUCUUAAUGACAACGUGGCAACUCUUCUGCAUCAGUCUGCAGACAAAUUUGUAGCCGAACUUUGGAAAGAUGUCGAUCGGAUCGUGGGCCUGGACCAGGUGGCAGGAAUGAACGAGACAGCGUUCGGUGCCACGUACAAAACGAAAAAGGGCAUGUUUCGUACAGUGGGGCAACUCUACAAAGAGUCCCUGACCAAGCUCAUGGCCACACUGAGGAACACUAAUCCAAACUUUGUCCGUUGCAUCAUCCCCAACCAUGAAAAAAGAGCCGGUAAGCUGGAGCCUCACCUGGUUCUGGACCAGCUGAGGUGUAACGGUGUCCUCGAGGGAAUUCGUAUUUGCAGACAAGGCUUCCCCAACCGCAUCGUCUUCCAGGAGUUUAGACAGAGAUAUGAGAUCCUUACACCGAAUGCUAUUCCCAAAGCUUUCAUGGAUGGAAAACAAGCCUGUGAGAGAAUGAUAUACGCUCUGGAGCUGGACCCCAACCUCUUCCGCAUCGGUCAGAGUAAGAUUUUCUUCAGGACCGGGGUCCUGGCUCAUCUGGAGGAAGAGAGGGACCUCAAGAUCACUGACAUCAUCAUUUACUUCCAGUCUGUGUGCCGUGGAUACUUGGCACGCAAAGCUUUUGCAAAGAAGCAACAGCAGCUGAGUGCUCUGAAGGUCCUCCAAAGAAACUGUGCUGCUUAUCUGAAGCUGCGACACUGGCAGUGGUGGAGGCUCUUCACCAAGGUGAAGCCUUUGCUGCAGGUCACCAGGCAGGAAGAGGAGUUGCAAGCUAAAGAUGAGGAACUGAUGAAGGUGAGGGAGAGGGAGCUGAAGUUGGAGAGCCAAAUGGGGGAGAUGGAGAGGAAACACCAGCAGCUCAUAGAGGAGAAGAAUAUUCUUGCAGAGCAACUCCACGCGGAGACGGAGCUAUUUGCUGAGGCCGAAGAGAUGAGAGUUCGUCUCCUCUCUCGGAAGCAAGAGCUGGAGGAGAUCCUCCAUGACCUAGAGUCCAGAGUGGAGGAGGAAGAAGAGAGAAACCAGAGCCUGCAGAAUGAGAAGAAAAAGAUGCAGUCUCACAUCCAGGACUUGGAGGAGCAGCUCGAUGAGGAAGAAGCCGCACGACAGAAGCUGCAGCUGGAUAAAGUGACAUCUGAGGCAAAGAUGAAAAAGAUGGAGGAGGACAUUCUGCUGCUAGAAGACCAAAACUCCAAGUUUCUGAAGGAGAAAAAGAUGCUGGAAGACAGGAUUGUUGAGAUGACCUCCCAGCUAACAGAGGAGGAGGAGAAAGCAAAAAAUCUCGGCAAGGUCAAGAACAAACAGGAGAUAAUGAUGGUCGAUCUUGAAGAACGUUUAAAGAAAGAGGAGAAAACGCGGCAGGAGCUGGAGAAGGCCAAGCGCAAACUGGAUGCCGAAACAACUGACCUGCAGGACCAGAUUGCAGAGCUGCAGGCUCAGAUAGAGGAGCUGAAGAUGCAGCUAGUCAAAAAGGAGGAAGAGCUACAGGCUGCUUUGGCCAGGAGCGACGAAGAAGCCGUCCAGAAGAACAAUGCCUUGAAGCAGGUCCGCGAGCUGCAGGCCCAGUUAGCAGAGCUGCAAGAGGAUCUGGAAGCGGAGAAGAUGUGUCGCAGCAAAGCUGAAAAGCUAAAGCGGGACCUGAGCGAGGAACUGGAAGCUCUGAAGACGGAGCUGGAGGACACAUUAGACACCACAGCUGCCCAGCAGGAACUGAGGUCCAAGCGAGAGCAGGAGGUGGCAGAGUUAAAGAAGGCCAUGGAGGAUGAGGCCAAAAACCACGAGGCUCAGAUCCAGGAUAUGAGGCAGAGGCACGCCACAGCACUGGAGGAACUGUCCGAGCAGCUGGAGCAGGCCAAAAGGUUCAAGGCCAACCUGGAGAAGAACAAACAGUGUCUGGAAAGUGACAACAAAGAGCUCGUCUGUGACGUAAAGAGUCUGCAGCAGGCGAAGACAGAGUCAGAGUACAAGCGAAAGAAGCUGGAGGGACAGCUUCAGGAGUUCACGGCCAGGGCCACCGAGAUGGAGCGGGCCAAGGGCGAGCUGACCGAUCGCUCGCAAAAACUCCAGACGGAGCUGGACAACGUCUCUGCUUUGCUAGAGGAAGCCGAGAAGAAGGGGGUGAAACUGGCCAAAGAAGUGGAGAACCUGAACAGCAAACUGCAAGACUCUGAGGAGUUGAGGCAAGAGGAGACGCGUCAGAAACUACACCUAAGUGCGCAGAUCCGACAGCUGGAAGGGGAAAAGAACAACUUGAUGGAGCAGCAAGAGGAGGAAGAAGAGGCCCGACGCGGCAUGGAGAAGCAGCUGCAAACAGUGCAGGCUCAGCUGUUUGAAACAAAGAAAAAGCUGGAAGAUGAUGUCGGAGUGAUAGAGGGUCUGGAGGAGGUGAAGAGAAAACUCCAGAAGGACAUGGAACUAACCAUCCAGCAUUUGGAGGAGAAGACCAUGGCCAUGGACAAGAUGGAGAAGACCAAGAACAGACUGCAGCAGGAGCUGGAUGACCAGAUGGUGGAGCUGGACCACCAGAGACAGACUGUUUGCAACUUGGAAAAGAAGCAGAAAAAGUUUGAUCAGAUGCUGGCCGAAGAGAAGACCGUCUCAGCCCGCUACGCCGAGGAACGCGACCGCGCUGAGGCUGAAGCCAGAGAAAAGGAGACCAAGGCUCUGUCUUUGGCCAGAGCUCUGGAGGAAGCCUUGGAGGCCAAAGAGGAGCUGGAGAGGUUCAACAAGCAGCUCCGUGCUGAAAUGGAGGACCUGAUGAGCUCUAAGGAUGACGUUGGAAAGAAUGUCCAUGAACUGGAGAAAUCCAAACGCACCCUGGAGCAACAAGUAGGAGAGAUGAGAACCCAACUUGAGGAGCUGGAGGAUGAGUUGCAGGCCACUGAGGAUGCCAAACUGCGUCUAGAGGUCAACAUGCAGGCCAUGAAGGCCCAGUUUGACAGAGACCUUCAAGCCAGAGACGAACAGGGAGAAGAGAAGAAGAGGGCACUAGUCAAACAGGUAAGAGAGAUGGAGGCCGAGCUGGAGGAUGAAAGGAAGCAGAGAACACUGGCUGUUGCUGCAAAGAAGAAGAUGGAAAUGGACCUGAAUGAGCUGGAGGGUCAGAUUGAAGCUGCCAACAAAGGCAGGGAUGAAGCCAUCAAACAACUCAAAAAGCUCCAGGCCCAGAUGAAGGACUACCAGAGAGAGUUAGAGGAGGCCAGAGCCUCCAGGGACGAGAUCUUCACCCAGUCGAAGGAGAACGAGAAGAAGUUCAAGAGCUUAGAAGCUGAAAUCUUGCAGCUUCAUGAGGACUUUGCAGCGUCAGAGAGGUCAAGGCGACAUGCUGAGCAGGAGAGAGACGAGCUGGCCGAUGAGAUUUCCAACAGUGCUGCCGGGAAAUCAUCCCUUCUGGAGGAGAAGAGGAGGCUUGAGGCUCGUAUCACCCAGCUGGAGGAGGAGCUGGAGGAGGAGCAAGGAAACAUGGAGCUGCUGAAUGACCGCUUCAGAAAGAGCAACAUGCAGGUGGACAGCCUGAACACUGAGCUGGCCACAGAGCGCAGCACUGCACAAAAGAGCGAGAACGCUCGGCAGCAGAUGGAGCGGCAGAACAAGGAGUUGAAAGCCAAACUGGCAGAGCUGGAAGGGGCUGUAAAGUCCAAAUUCAAGGCAUCCAUCACUGCCCUGGAGGCCAAGAUCCUGCAGCUGGAGGAGCAACUCGAGCAGGAAGCCAAGGAGAGAGCAGGGGCCAACAAAGUUGUCCGGCGCACGGAAAAGAAGCUGAAGGAGGUGAUGAUGCAGGUGGAGGACGAGCGCCGCCAUGCCGACCAGUACAAGGAGCAGAUGGAGAAGGCAAACUCUCGAAUGAAGCAGCUGAAGCGGCAGCUGGAGGAAGCGGAGGAGGAGGCCACCAGAGCCAACGCCUCCCGGAGGAAGCUGCAGAGGGAGCUGGACGAUGCCACCGAGGCCAGCGAGGGUCUGACCCGGGAGGUCAACUCACUCAAGAACCGCCUCAGGCGUGGUGGCCCGGUCAGCAGCUUUUCUUCCAGCCGCUCGGGACGCCGCAACCUCAACCUGGACGGGGCCUCCGGCGACAACUCUGAGGAGGACGCCGACAGCCGCGCCGGCGACUUUAAUGACACGCAGACCGCCAGUGCCGAGUAA
This is a messenger RNA of Menidia menidia (Atlantic silverside), 5994 nucleotides long. Lineage: Eukaryota; Metazoa; Chordata; Actinopteri; Atheriniformes; Atherinopsidae. The record is from the annotation of a GenBank genome assembly.